Molecule: messenger RNA, 219 nt
Organism: Rhizopus microsporus ATCC 52813
Lineage: Eukaryota; Fungi; Mucoromycota; Mucoromycetes; Mucorales; Rhizopodaceae
Exons: 1
Source: RefSeq, a predicted model, not a curated record
CAAAGAGUUAAACCUGAAGAAGUAGAAUUUGUAGAUGAAAGAUUAAAGGACAACUCUUAUGAGGCUAAGGGAGGAUCUGAUGUAAACUCAUAUGGCUGGAAAGCUUCUCAAGAUUUGAUUAAAGUACGUGGAGACAAGUUUAGAGCAGAAAAGAACAAGAAGAAGAGAGGAUCUUACCGUGGAGGACAGAUCACGUUCGAAAGCCACAGCAUUAAAUUC